Messenger RNA from Silurus meridionalis, 3682 nucleotides. Its product is annotated as transcriptional repressor p66-alpha-like. Lineage: Eukaryota; Metazoa; Chordata; Actinopteri; Siluriformes; Siluridae. The record is from RefSeq and is a predicted model, not a curated record. Gene Ontology annotation, cellular component: NuRD complex. Gene Ontology annotation, molecular function: sequence-specific DNA binding. Bases 560 to 2494 code for a protein of 644 amino acids. The transcript is spliced from 11 exons. Gene Ontology annotation, biological process: negative regulation of transcription by RNA polymerase II.
GAGGGGGGGGUGUAUUCGGGAGAAUCCGUUUUAUUCGGUCUUAUCGAAAGCUCAUCUUUCUCUCCUCCACCUCCUCCACCUCCUCUUCCUCCUCCUCCAACAACGCGACGCCGUUACAAAGUAGCCGAUACACUUUCAUUUCCGUGCCGCGCUCCAGGAGGCUUCACCCGGCACCCCAAACACUUCUAACCCCUUCCAUCACGAUCUCCUCCUGAAGUUUCUGCCCGCCGGCUCUCCGGGGGUCUUUCGGGUUUUCUUUCUUUUUUUUCUUUCGUAAUCUUGAUGAAGCGCCGCGUCAACCACUAGCUUCAUCUGUCCGAGUUUUUGGUUGUUGUUGUUGUUGUUGAUCACCCGUUCGGGGUCUGGUUCCCCCUCGGGACUCGGUGAUUCCCUGCCUGGGCGCCCUGGUGGCUCCCUGGUGGCUCCCUGGAGGACGGGGUUACCCUGGAAAUGGAGGAUUUUGUACUCGCUCGGGGGCUGAAAGUUUAAAUUGUGCGCUGUUGCCCUCCUCUGCCCCUUUCUGCCCCCCCACUCUCUCCCCGGAACGCGAGGUGUGGCCAUGUGUGACGAGGCGGUGCGUCAGACACGCAGUCAGAAGCGGGCUUUGGAGCGGGAGGCUCUGCCCGUGGACUUGGAUGUGAAAAAGGUGAAGCUGGAGGGCGGGGACAGGGAUGAUCGGCCCGUGCUGCGUCCCAGAUCCGAGGCCGCGGCACGCAGCUCCAACAUCCUGAGCGCCGGCGAGGUGAAGGCCACCAUUAAAGUGGAGCUGCAGACCAGAGAUGAGCCUGUGGACAUGAGCACCACUAAAGGCGAUAUUAAGAAAGAGAAGGCACCUCCAUCCCCAGACGAUGUCAUCGUUCUGUCUGACAACGAACCAUCCAGUCCACAGAUGAAUGGUGGGAGCCACUUCAAAGAGCUCGACACGGACCUGCUCAUGAGGAGCAGUCCUGAAGAAAGAGUUCGGAUUAUAAAGCAACUAAAGGAGGAACUGAGGCUUGAAGAGGCCAGACUGGUAUUGUUGAAGAAACUCCGACAGAGCCAAAUACACAAGGAAACCAAUGCUCAGAAGCCCUUAAGUUCAGGCUCUGUGGCUACACCUCCUCCUCUGGUGAGAGGUUCACUGACCAGCAAAGGAACUCAGCCUCAGGUUCUGCCCAGCCGGAGUUCAUCAGGUGUGAUCCCUCCUCCUCUGGUGCGUGGAGGCCAGGUGUCCAAACAAGGCUCUCAGGGCUCCCAGAUCAUCAUGCCUCCACUGGUCAGAGGAGCUCAGCCGAUUUCAGUGACGCCACAGCAGAUAGCGAGUCUGCGACAGCAGCAGCAGUACUCCAGCUCAGGCCCUCCGCCCCUGCUGCUGGCCCCUAGAGCCUCUGUGCCCACUGUCCAGGGCCAGAAAAUCAUCCAGCCCAGCCUCAUUCGCGUGGCCAAUGUGUCUAAUGCCAACCUGCUCGUCAACGUCAGCUCGUUGUCCACCAACCUGAAGACAUCCUCUGGGGGUAGCGUGGCGAGUGCUAACGAGUCUCCUGCCAGCCGGCAGGCAGCGGCUAAGCUGGCACUGCGCAAGCAGCUGGAGAAAACUCUGCUGGAGAUUCCUCCUCCCAAACCCCCUGCCCCAGAAUUCAACUUUCUGCCCUCAGCAGCCAAUAAUGAGUUUAUCUACCUGGUGGGCCUGGAGGCGGUUGUGCAGUGUCUAAUGGAUGCCCUGGGAAGAGGUAAACCGGGAGGUUCUCAGGCUUCUGUACCGACAGAGCCGUUCACGUGCACUCAGUGCAAGACCGACUUCACCUGCCGGUGGCGUAAGGAGAAGAACGGUGCCCUAAUGUGCGAGCAGUGCAUGUCCACCAACCAGAAGAAGUCCCUGAAGGCCGAGCACACCAAUCGACUGAAGGCAGCCUUCGUCAAGGCCUUGCAGCAGGAGCAGGAAAUCGAGCAGAGGAUCCUCCAGCAGGCCUCAUCUCCUGUCUCGCAUUCAUCUUCCUCCUCAUCGUCCAUGUCCUCGGGCCACGUGGCGAAGUCAGAGCAGCAGGUGAUCGUCACUCAUCAGAUUAAGCAGCGCUCAUCUUCCUCGCUCCAGCACAGUCGAUCCAGCCAGCUGGUCGGCCGCCACCAUUCCACUUUAGCACAGAGUUCUCAGCUGUCCCGCAGUGUUCAGCAGUCAGCAGGGGCCCUGCGUGCUGUGUCUCACUCCUUCUCUCCAGCCUCUCAGCUCCAGAAUGCUGUGGCGGCUGCAGCGCUGGUUAGCAGGCCAGGUAAGCAUGCUGUGCUUCAGAGGUCAAAGGUCAGCAGCAGCAGUGCCGGCAGCAGGACCUCUAAGACAGUGACCUCCUCCACCUGGAGGAAAAGGAACAGCGCACCACCAGGUGUGACGAUGGCUUAUGUAAACCCCAGCCUGCCUGUACACAAGUCUUCAUCGUCAGCGGUGGAGCGUCAGAGAGAGUAUCUGCUAGAUAUGAUUCCCUCCAGGUCCAUCUCCCAGACAGCAAACACGUGGAAAUAACCCAGCCGAGCGUUCCUAAUCAUCACAACCCUCAGCCCUCUUCGAGAACCUCACCUGGAAUCCUGGAACAGCUCUAGGAGCGGCUCUAGAACCUCUGAGAUCAGUGGGGGAUUGUGGAAGAUCUUUAAAGACCCCCGGGAGUCUUGCCUUUCGAUCUCGGAAUGAAUUCUGAAGAAAAACUUUUCGCCUUCUAUUACAGCAGACUUUCCUCAAUCACUCGCUCGUGACGAUUUAUUUUUCCUCCCCUCUUUUUUUUUUUAAGUCUUAAAAAAAAAACAACAUUUUGCUCAUUGUGUGAGAACAGUGACGCAUCUUAAAGCAAUAGGCUCCGGAGACGCCGUCAACCGGACCAGUUACUGAAGAGAAAAACGAAACCAAGCAGAAAAGAAAAGGGUAAAGGGCUUCCACUCGUUUGCUUCGCUGUCAGUAGAGACUCGCGUCUGUGAGCCGGAACAUGAAGCCGUUCUGUGCUGGGAGACUCUGUGCCCCGCCUUGUGGAUUUGAGACGAACCAAGAGACUGUUUUUUUUUCAAUAUGAAUCAUAGAAAUUGCAGUUUUUUGAGGAAACAAAAAAACAAAAACAAAAAAAAAGAGUAAAUAGGUUUUUCUUGAAAAAAAAAAAAGGGGGGGUGAAGAAAAAAAAAAAGAUGAAUAAUUAAAAGUCACAAACUAAAAGCCAGCAGUGCUCCACGAACAGCCCUUUACGGCGUACGGCAGUUUUGUUGAUUGUAAGUUAUACACCUGAUCGAGUCCGAGCUCGAACGUCUUCUGUCUCUUUCAACACGUGUUUCAAAAAAAAAACAAAAAAUGUUCAGUCAUAUUUUUUUCCUCCUUGUGCAUUUAGUUUGUUUUUUAGGUUUGAGUUUUGAGGCUUUUUUCAGUCUCGGCGAUACACAACGACCCAAACAAUGAAUGCGUAAUGAUUUCCCCUCUGCUGCAAACACAUUCUUUUUUUCAUAAAUUAGUCUGAGGGUUUAUUUUUCAUCUUUCUCCUAUUUUAUUCAUGACUGUUUAAAACAAUCCAAUUAUACCUCAGCAGGUCCUUCACAAAAUUGUGUGCAUGAUGGAUUGUGUUUGUAUGCUGAUGUUUGAUUCCAUUCCAGUUGAUUUUUGCGUCCUGUUCUUUAUGGUUUGUGUGUCACUGUUUUUUUUUUUUCCCCCAGCAGAUUAAAGAGCAGCACUUCAUAA